AUGGCUCCCGAAAAGGCGCGUUCAGCGCGGUCACUCGCAGAUCAGCUAGCUGAUCUUGAAGAUCCUACACCGAAGGACUUUGAUCCCGAGGACAUUGACCGUGAUGUGGACUCAAGUGGUGAUGAAGGGCCAACAAAGGCCUCGGACAUGAACGCAGGCAGGGAACACUAUCAAUCAGUUGGAAAAGGAAAGCUCCGAAAAUCUGAACCCGCCGACCUGGGAGAGCAAUACGCCGGCGCUCGUGUCAGCAGAGAUCAAUUGGAUGCAGACAGUGACGAUGACCCGUUUGCCGCACGUCCUGACGACGAGGUAUCAUCCGCGACCGACGAAGACGACGAUUCUGCGUCUGAAUCCAACGUCAGUGGGGAGGACUCGCAAAGCGACGACGAGGACGAUUUUGGUGCGGCUGGGGAAUCGAGUGACUCUGAGCUUGAUGGCGACGAAGAGGAGGAGCUUUCAGACGGCGAAGAGGAUGAUGAAGAGGAUGAUGAGUUCAGUGAUGAGGAGGACUCAGAUGCCGAUUCCAAGGGCCGCAAGUUGGCCAAAUCUCAGAAAAACGGGGGAGAGCGGUCAACUAGCUCUCACGAUGAUCGCGAUGAGCUGCGACGACUCAUGGCAUCUGACCAGAAGACGAUUGCCGCGACUAUCUCUCAGGCCGCCAAAGCAGAUGCCGCAAAGGGAAAGGCCGUUAAGGAGCAACGUUCGACAUUUGAUGCACUCCUCAACUCGAGGAUAAAGCUCCAGAAAGGCAUGGGUGCUAUCAAUCAGAUGGUCGGUGUGGCGGUGGUGACGGAAGAGGCAAAUGGAACCGAGGAUGCGGGCAAAACAAACUCAGAGGCUAUCAAGUCCGCCGAGGACGCUGCACUUGCUCUGUGGUCUACGUUGGAAGGUUUGCGCAUUGCGCUUGCGGAUGCUCACAGCAAAGACGGAGCCAAGAAGCGUAAGCGUGCAGACCCCGUUUCAAAUUCUACUCCGUCUCAAUCUCUCUGGGAGCGCAUGUCUAGCCUCGAGGCCGAGUCCUUACUUCAUCGUCGAGCUGUGCUGGACAAAUGGUCCUCCAAGGUCCGUGGCCCUGCCGCUUCCCUUCCGAAUGCUCGUGGCAAAUUGAUGGGGUCGGCUUCCGGCACUCAAACAAUCACCACCGUCCUCGACGCCCAUGUAGCGACCGAGAUAGGCGACCGGGCCAGCAAGCGCGCCCGCCGAGGCACCGUCUCUACUGGUAAUGCUACAGAUGAGACCCCCGACACUGUCUAUGACGACACCGUAUUCUACCAAUCCCUGCUACGCGACCUUGUCGAGCAACGCAUGGCUUCCGAAGCUAUGACUGGCGGUCUCGACACUCUUCAACAGCUGCCUUCGCGUCUGCCAAUUCAUCCCAUCACUGGCAUGCGCAACGACAAAAAUCGCAAGGAAGUUGAUACACGAGCCUCUAAGGGCCGCAAGAUGCGAUUCAAUGUCCACGAAAAGCUACAAAACUUCAUGGCCCCCGAAGAUCGUGGUUCGUGGACCGUUCGUGCUCGAGAUGAAUUCUUUGCCUCUUUGCUUGGGAAGUCAGCAAGUGGUCUGUUGGGCGAAGGUGACGAGGAUGCCAGUGAUGUGGAGUCCGAUGAAGAUCGGGAGGAAGGUGGAUUGCGUCUCUUCCGCGGAUGA
This is a messenger RNA of Penicillium oxalicum, 1650 nucleotides long. RefSeq names its product AATF family protein. Lineage: Eukaryota; Fungi; Ascomycota; Eurotiomycetes; Eurotiales; Aspergillaceae. Gene Ontology annotation, cellular component: nucleolus; nucleus. Gene Ontology annotation, biological process: maturation of SSU-rRNA from tricistronic rRNA transcript (SSU-rRNA, 5.8S rRNA, LSU-rRNA). The record is from RefSeq and is a predicted model, not a curated record. The transcript is spliced from 3 exons. The coding region runs from base 1 to 1650 and encodes 549 amino acids.